Molecule: messenger RNA, 2656 nt
Organism: Tachyglossus aculeatus (Australian echidna)
Lineage: Eukaryota; Metazoa; Chordata; Mammalia; Monotremata; Tachyglossidae
Gene: TPCN1
Product: two pore segment channel 1
Biological process (GO): monoatomic ion transport; transmembrane transport
Cellular component (GO): lysosomal membrane; endosome membrane
Molecular function (GO): monoatomic ion channel activity; voltage-gated channel activity
Source: RefSeq, a predicted model, not a curated record
AGUGAGGUGGUCGGCGGCGCGGAAGAGGGGAUCCCGGGGGCGUCCUAAGAUGCCUCUGAUGGAGGAGUUCCUGGAAAGCAUCCCUGAGGCAGUGGUAUCGGAAGGAAGGCGGGCAGACUUUCUUCUGGCGGCCUCCGCCCCCUAGGCCCGAAGGCGGCCGGAGGGGGUGGCAUGGCCGGGCGGCUGGACGAUGACGUGCCCCUCAUUCUCACCUUGGACGACAAUGGGCGGGACCCCCCGGCUCCCCACCCCGGCCUGGGCCCGGAGGAGCCCAACCAAAACGGAAGCAGCUACUCAGUCAGCACCGGGCAAGACCCCGACCGCCCCAGCUGGGACAUCAACUACCAAGAGGCCGCCAUCUACCUCCAGGAAGGCGAGAACAACGACAAGUUCUUCACCCACCCCAAGGAUGCCAAAGCCCUGGCGGCCUACCUCUUCGCCCACAACCAUGGCUUCUACCUGAUGGAGCUGGCCACCGCCCUGCUGCUGCUGCUGCUGUCUCUCUGCGAGGCGCCCGCCGUGCCCGCCCUCCGGCUAGGCAUCUACGUGCACGCGACCCUGGAGCUGUUGGCACUGAUGGUGGUGGUGUUCGAGCUGAGCGUGAAGAUGCGCUGGUUGGGCUUCCACACUUUCGUCCGGCACAAGCGGACCGUGGUCAAGACGGUCGUGCUGUUGGUGCAGUUCAUCGAAGCCAUCGUGGUGCUGGUACGUCAGACGUCACACGUGCGGGUCACCCGGGCCCUGCGCUGCAUCUUCCUGGUAGACUGUCGCUACUGUGGCGGCGUCCGACGGAACCUGCGGCAGAUCUUCCAGUCUCUGCCCCCCUUCAUCGACAUUCUCCUCCUCCUGCUCUUCUUCAUGGUCAUCUUCGCCGUCCUGGGUUUUUAUCUGUUCUCUCCCAACCCCUUGGACCCCUAUUUCAACAGCUUGGAGAACAGCAUCGUCAACCUCUUUGUCCUCCUGACCACUGCCAAUUUCCCAGAUGUGAUGAUGCCUUCCUACUCCCGGAGCGGUUGGUCCUGUGUCUUCUUCAUCGUGUACCUCUCCAUCGAGCUGUACUUCAUCAUGAGCUUGCUCCUCGCCGUCGUGUUCGACACCUUCAACGACUUUGAGAAGCGGAAGUUUAAGUCCCUGCUGCUGCACAAACGGACCGCCAUCCAGCAUGCCUAUUGCCUCCUCACCAGCCAACGGGUGCAGGCCGGGAUCACAUACAAGCACUUCGAAGGGUUGAUGCGGUUCUUCCAGCCACGGAUGCGAGCCCGGGAACGCUAUCUCACCUUCAAAGCCCUCAAUCAAAGCAAUAUGCCCGUCCUCAGCCUGGAGGAUUUUUAUGAUAUCUAUGAAGUCGCUGCCUUAAAGUGGAAGGCCAAGAGGAACCGCGAGUACUGGUUUGAUGAGCUUCCGCGGACGGCCUUCCUCAUCUUCAAAGGCAUUAACAUCCUGGUCAAAUCCAGGGCAUUCCAGUACUUCAUGUACGUGGUGGUGGCCGUGAAUGGGCUGUGGAUCCUCGUGGAGACGUGUAUGCUGCAAGGGGGAAACUUCUUCUCCAAGGAAGUGCCCUGGAGUUCCAUCUUUUUCCUGACCGUGUACGGGGUGGAGCUCUUCCUGAAAACCACUGGUUUGGGUCCCGUGGAGUACCUCUCCUCCGGCUGGAAUCUAUUCGACUUCUCGGUCACAGUGUUGGCCUUCCUGGGACUCGUGGCCUUGGCCUUCGACAUGGGCCCCUUGUAUUUCAUCAUGGUCCUGCGUCCCCUCCAGCUGCUGCGGCUGUUCAAACAGAAGAAUCGCUAUCGGAACGUGCUGGACACCAUGUUCGAACUGCUGCCUCGCAUGGCCAGCCUGGCCCUGACCCUGCUCAUCCUGUACUAUUCCUUCGCCAUCGUGGGCAUGGAGUUCUUCUCCGGCACGCUGUACCCCAACUGCUGCAACGCGAGUACCGUCGCCAAGUCAUACCGCUGGAUCAACCGCACUGAGGGCAACAGGACCCUGGAGGACCAAGGCUACUACUAUCUCAACAACUUCGACCACAUCCUCAGCAGCUUUGUGACCUUGUUCGAGCUGACCGUGGUCAACAACUGGUACAUCAUCAUGGAAGGAGUCACCUCUCAGACGUCGCACUGGAGCCGCCUUUAUUUCAUGAUCUUCUACAUUGUGACCAUGGUGGUGAUGACCAUCAUCGUGGCCUUCAUCCUUGAGGCCUUCGUCUUCCGCAUGAACUUCAGUCGGAAGAACCAGGGCUCAGAAGUGGAUGGCGGCAUCGUGCUGGAGAAGGAGCUGUCCCGAGCGGAGCUGGGGGCCCUCCUGGAGCAGGGCCGGCUGAGGCGGGGGGCCCCCUCGGAUUUGGCCCAGCUGCACGAGGCCCUCGCACUCCUGGACAAGGCCGGGCAAAGCUCUAUGGUGUUCCUGGGGCGCCGAUCCAGGACCAAAAGUGACCUGAGCAUAAAAAUGUACCAAGAGGAGAUCCAGGAAUGGUACGAGGAGCAUUCACGGAGGCAGGAAGAUCGGCAGCAAAAGCACGGUGGGGCGGCACCCCCCCUCCCGGCCCGGCCAGGCUGCGGGGCCCGGCAGCGAUCUCAGACGGUCACCUAGGCCUGGCUGACUGACCCUCUCGUUUCUAUGCAAUUACCCUAGAGUGUUGUUUAAUUCCCUGCCCUGG